Molecule: messenger RNA, 854 nt
Organism: Anopheles aquasalis
Lineage: Eukaryota; Metazoa; Arthropoda; Insecta; Diptera; Culicidae
Product: mitochondrial import inner membrane translocase subunit Tim29
Biological process (GO): protein insertion into mitochondrial inner membrane
Cellular component (GO): TIM22 mitochondrial import inner membrane insertion complex
Source: RefSeq, a predicted model, not a curated record
UAUGUGUAAACAAAUCGAAUCGAAGGCGAGCCGCGCGGUGUGCGGUUACAUAAAAUAUCCCCAAAAACACGGUCGUUCAAGGGGCACACAAAAAGUGAACCAAUAAUGUCGCUCAACUCCGGGGCACGCGGUUUUCGUCGGGCACCAUCGUUAUUCCGCAAUGGGCUGGAACUGGUGAAAAGUCGCUACCAAGGGAUCGAGACACGGCUCGGCGAGAUCACGCUGCCGGAGCGGUUCAAGGGAACGAUCGUGGAAAAGUGGGCCACCUAUUGGAGAAAUCUCGUCAUCGACUACAAGGAGAUGGUGAUCGAUACGGGGCGCGGUAUGCGGGAUCGUCCUGUCCGGAGCACCAUCUACGUUUCGCUGUUAGCCGCUGCCGGGUACUGCGGGUCCAAUAAUCCGAGCGAGACCGACUUCUACGAUCAGUACCGGCGGGCUUACAACCAGCUGUCCCUCGUGCAUCCCACCUGCCAGAAUCCGGUCGCUUCACAGCACAUCACCUUCCUGGAGCGGUGCCACAACGAAGGCAUCCUGCGGCGGCUGUCGCUCGGUGUCGUCUCCUUCCUGUGGCUCGACAACUACGACAAGGGGCUGGCCAUCUAUAAGGCCGUCUGUCCGUAUCUGCAGCCGCGCUACCUCACCUUCCACGAGCGGAUAGUGGACGUCGGAUUCAACGGGAAGUGGUGGCAACUCGAGCGCAAAAUGGUCGAUUACGAUAUUAAUGAGGAAAAUCUGGGUAGUUAGAGCGCAAUAAAUCGUGUGCGUGCGUUACAACCAAAGCUUCUUACAAUCACUUACAUCACACUGUCCCAUUGGUAUCCUAAUCCGAAUUACCAGAAUGACUGUGAUGAUGA